Messenger RNA from Scatophagus argus, 6480 nucleotides. Its product is annotated as protein FAM222B-like. The record is from RefSeq and is a predicted model, not a curated record. The transcript is spliced from 3 exons. Bases 1029 to 3113 code for a protein of 694 amino acids. Lineage: Eukaryota; Metazoa; Chordata; Actinopteri; Scatophagidae.
AUUAUCCUCUUUGAUGCGACUCGCGUCGGCGUUUUUCGCCAAUGAAAAGCUAAAGUUUGCUAACCAGCUGGCCUGGUCACAAUAAGCACAAAGAAGCUCCUUAUUUAUUGUGGUGCUUGACUCGAGGUAACCUAUGGAGCGAUGUAAUUUCACCGUUUUUGAUUCCACUUCGGGAGGUGUUGUGGUCCCGCAGUGGAUCCUGCUAGCUUGCUAAAAUAGCCCAGCUACAUUUAUUAGAUCGUUACUAAGCUGUUUUAACCUACAGCAGAUUAAGGCUGGAUUGCUAGACAGAUGGCUAACGUUACCUAGCUACAGACGGGCUGUCUGAAAGUGAACCCAUCUCACUUCAAGACUAUUAAAUAUGCAGUUCGACUCGUUCACUUAUCUGGCAGAGGUUAACUUAGGCGUUAGCUGAGGUCGGUGCCCUGGCUGCACACGGUAGGUGUGACCCAUACCUGUGGAAAAGGUCACAUUAUCAGGUGUCUAUUAAUUAAGGUCCUCUUUUUCCUUGGGUGUUUUCAGCAGUAGUCAUUCCACUGCGUCAUCCUGUGGGGUUCAGAGGAGGAAAAUGUAGACCCAAGUCAACAGAGACGCAUUUGUCUUUUAGCCAAAUGCGUUUGAAUUUAGACGAACUAGCAACGCUAUUAGUCCUCUUGAAUACGUGUUUACAUGACAUUUUAUCUCACCAGUAAGCUUAGCGCAAAAAGCUUUAGACAAUUUGGGCAUUAAGAUUGCAUCAGUUUGACCAGUCAAGCAUUUGAACAGUGGAAGUGAACAAAUCAUGAAUCAUCAGCUGUCUGCAAACCUGCGAUGAAUCUGCAAAACGAUGUACAGUAACUAAAGCGUAAAGCCUGCGUAAAGCUGUGAUGUGAGGAAUAAAACCUAGUUUUCCUGCUUCACUGGGAGGAUGUGCUGUGCUUCUUUGUGUCACGCCUCUGAUAUUAGCCAACAACGGGUCUCAUCUGGUGAGCAGUGAAACCAUUAUGGUGAGGAGAAGCUGUCCCAUGCUGCAUUAGUGGAAUAGUGACAUGCUGGCCUGUCUGCCAGCAUCAGGUGACCCUACCAUCAGAUUUCUCUCCCGCACGCAGAUGAACACUGGACUUCAGAAAUGGGAAACUACACAGAAGAUGAGAUCUGCCAGCUACCCAACCCCAGCAGAGUUGGAUGCCUAUGCUAAGAAAGUUGCCAACAACCCUCUGACCAUCCAGAUCUUCCCCAACAGUGUCAAAGUACCUCAACGGAAGCACAUUCGCCGCACAGUCAACGGGCUUGACACGUCCUCGUCCAGCCAGCGCCACAGUCCCUAUCCCUCUCAGGUCAGCUCCAGUAGGGGCCUGCUGGCUGUCCUCCGCGCGCCUGUUAAAGGUGUCAUCAAAGAGUCGGACGGCAGUCGCGCCCGACAGCUUCAAAAGGUCGUCAUGAAUCCUCACAGUGGGCCAUACGCCACUCAAAGCACUUUAAAUCUUCCUCAGCCCGCUCCUCACCUGCAGGGCCCGUCUCAGCCUGCGGUCCAGGCUGCCCAGAAGCAGGGCUUGGUUCAUCCACAGACGCUACAGCAACAGCAAAGCAUGACUCACCCAAUGACUUUACAGCAGCCUCAGACUAUGCCUCACCCACAGGGUUUGCAGCAAAGGAGCAUGGCUCAUUCACAAGCUCUGCAGCGGCAGCAGAGCUUGUCACACGGUCAGACUUCACAGCAGCAGAGAUUGGCUCACCCACAAGGCAUACAGAGGCAGCAGAGUCUGCCGCACACCCAGGCUCUGCCACAGCAGCAGAGUCAGUCUUGUCCGCCUGUCAUACCACAGCAGCAUCUUUCUCAUCUGCAGACGCUAAAGCAUCAGCCGACUCCUCCACAGGGUUUGCUUACACAACAGGGAGUGACUCAGGAUCUGCGCCACAUGUCUGAUGGAGGUCAGCCCCCGAGCCUGCAGCACACCCAGGGGCUGGUCAGUUCACAGCCCCUUCCCCAGGCUGUGGGUGCAGGACCUCCUGCCACGCCUAACAGCCUCCAGCAGCCACCGCCGGGGGCAUACGGGCCCCGCAAGCUCCCUGACGCAGACGCCCCACCAAAUGUAACGGUAUCUACCUCCACCAUUCCACUGUCCAUGGCAGCCAGCCUGCAUCAGAAUCGGCAGGGUGACCUGAGCAGCAUUGUGCACCAAAUCAACCAGUUGUGCCAGGCAAGGGCUGGCAUGGGUGCCACCUCCGUCUGUGAGGGCCAGAUUGCAAACCCGAGCCCCAUCAGCCGCAACCUGCUCAUCAACGCCAGCUCAAGGGUCUCGUCUCACCACCCGGUUCUGGGCUCUUUGCCUAGCUGCCUCAUGGUGGGACCCCCAGACAAAGCUACAGCUCAGACUCCCAGUGCUGUUCUCCAUUCACAGCCCAAUAUAGCUGCUACUAACAGUAUACCUGCCUUUCACACAGACCCAGAGAAGGUACACCUGCAGCAGCAGCAGCAGCUUCAGCACCAUUUACAUCAGCAGAAACAGCAGCAGCAGCAACAACAGUUACAGCAACAACAUUUACAGCUGCAACAGCAGCAGCGCUCCUGGGCUCAGCAUCAACUCGCUCACAUGCAGCAGCCCCCUGAGGGGGCCCAUCCCUGCAAGAACCCGAGGAUGGAGCCUCCAACUGAGUGUGCUUUCCCCUCCCGAAACCUCAGCUACUCCCACAAGCUACCUAACACUGCACAGUCCUUUCCUCUUAAACACCCUGCAGAAAAACCACCACCUUCAUCCCCUGUGAACUGCCCAGUAAAUUCUAUGCCUUACAUUAAUGGCCACUACAUGCAGCCACCGUGGGGCAGCAUCCCAGUCACAGCAGGUAACAAUGGAUCCGGCCCUCAGGACCUCCCGGUGGCUUUCCAGGGAGGGCAGGCUGCUGCUUCCACAGACCGCAUCCCAGGGGUAAAGUACCGGCCAGGGAAAGAGGGUCCCGCUGGCCAGUCCAAGCUGAUGCAGAAUGUGGAUUUCUUAGGAGGGGACUUCCAGAUGCCCAACUUUCAAGAGCAGAGUAUGGAUGUGAUGGAGAAGAUGCACCGGUCAGCCAUGGGUCAAGUUCAGGAGCCCAACAACGGCGGAGGUGUCCACACUCAUCACCCAGGCUACCGUUAAAUCGUGCCCUUAUCCCUCAGCUCUCGUGUGUUUUGAGUUUUUCAACUACUUUAAGCUUCUCUGGUUUAUCUAUAAUCUUGCAAGUGAUCAAUUACAUUUUACAGCUCCAGAGCUCGAUUUGUGGACCCACCAGGUUGUGAUGUUUCAAAGUAUUCCUCAGGUCUUAAGCCAUGUCGUAUCUUUGUUGUAGAUGAAGGGUUUUUGAGAUUGUCAUCACUGGCAUGGAUGUGCUUCUCUUUCUUCAUGUAUAUAUGGUGUUUUAAAAUAUUAAUUUGCAGCUGAGAAUAUGCUUGCCACAUGAUUGUCACAGUGCUUUUCCUAGGUUGACAUGGAACAACUUUUUUUCAGCAUUUGUGGCCUUACAACUGCCCAAAGGCAAGAUUUAGGAUGUCCCUGUGUAAUGUUAUGGCUUUUCUUUUAAUUUGAAAUUAUUUAUCCUCUUAACAGGUUUGUGAUCCAUUUAAAUAAGAAGGUUACAUGUAUAUGCAAUUACUGAGACUGUUGUGAGGUUUUUGUCGCAGGAGCUCCUGUCCUUAGAUGAGGUGCACACUUGUUAGUGGGCUUCAGUGAGAGCCACAAGUUGUCUAUCAGGAAUAUACAACAUGGCUUCUGAGCUGUACCCUGAGCGGUCCAGGUAGUGUGCAAAAACCGCUCAUUAUCACUGAUACGCAGAAUUUUGGUUCAAAAUGAGACAAGCCAGCACUAGCAAAACAAAAAAACAAAAACGGAAGAAAAAAGAAUAGCAUUCUCCAUUUUCUGAGAUUCAUGUAGUUUCUCAAGUUGCAAGAAGUUUUUCUUAUGUUUUGGAAAGUCGAAAGCGACCUCGCUUUUAGUAUUUCAAGAAUUGCUUUUGAAGUAGUUAUACUUUUAUUACAGUUUUUGUUGUGUUUCUGUAGACGGUCUUACUUGAACUGUAGAAGUAACUUUUAAAAUGUUGUGCUUAACAUUUGGCAAAAGGAGCAGAAACUCCAUUAGCCCCGUUUGUCUAUAGCUAAUGUGAAACAGACUGGCAUCCUAUUAAUCUGAAAAUGGCCUUUGUAUGGCAGGACGUGAGAAGCAAAUUGAUCACUUGCAAGUGUGCAAGUACUUCAGAUAAUGCAAGCUGGAAAAGCGCUUCAUGUCCUCACCACUUUACUGCUGUAACACAAGUGAACUGACUGUGGAGUGGACGUUAGCUGCUUGGCUGCUCAUCUGCUGAUCACUGGCCUUUACCCUGUGUUGUACCUCUGCUACCUAUAAAAUAUAAGAAUUAACAACAUUCAGUACAGGUUAUGUUGUGCUAGAUGUUUCUAGCAUGAAGCUCUGGACCCUUUUUUCUUCUAAUCCUUUUUUUGGGUUGAUGUUGUCUGGGCACACGUUGCUCUGCAAGCCUCAAGCCUUCUGGAAAAAGCCUUAAAUGCGACAGUAGUUAUCCCUCUAUUUAAUUCUUACUUUAAAUGACUUCCUUUACUAGGAUCCCAACUCCAGUAUGACUUCGUUGUGAGAAAGAGUAAAUUAUUAUUAUUAUUUUUUUUUCUUUGGUUCAUUUUAAAUCUGAACUGUUGGCUCAUUGGACAGUGCUGAUUCGUAUAAGCAGCGGGAGCGGGUGAUGUUGCCUUAAACUGAAAUAUUAAGGUAAUAAUGCUACUCAUACGUGUUGAUAAAUCACCUGUCGUCUCAAAUGUCAAGGAUUUAAGAUGAUUUUAAGAGUAAAAUAUGAAUAGUGUUUAGCAGAAUUAGUAGGUUUGUAGAACACGGCUGUAGCAAGUUAUUUUAAAGUAUUUGGACUGUGUUUUAGUUACUUGAUAAAUAUCCUUAUGUAGUUUAAUUUAUUUUUUUUUGGACCACUGCAUCCUGAAGCCAUAGGUGUUUUCACAUUAGGUGCCAUAGGUGACACACAGUGACGCAGACAGUGUAAACCGGAUUGUCUGCACUCGGGAGACAAAUAAGAGGUUUGCAUCCAUGCUUUAAUCUGAUGUCUUUCACAGCGCAGAGCUUAUUUUCUCUUCUCUGAGUUGUUCUCAGAACACAGUGCAGGUCGAAAGAGAGAAACGAGUGGCGAGACGAUACGAGAUGCAAGCUUUUCUGGAUUUUGAUCUUCAUACUUGAUGGCAGUUUUCUUUUUUUUCUUGUUUUUGUUUUUUUUUUUUCCUUAUUUUUCUGGCUCUCAUUUUUGACGUGCCUGCCCCUUAAAAGCUGCUAUUGACUUUAAUCUUAACACACACUAGUAUGGUUUGUGUGUGUGUGUGUGUGUAUGAAUAGUAAUGUAUGGGCUGUAUCAAUGAAAAGGAGUUCCUGUUUAUAGGAUGGGCGCAGGGCAAAAACCGCCACCACUGACAUGCUGGUGAAUUUGGUUUAGUCUAGCAGACAUAUUUGGAGAUUGUUCUAAAUAUUUAACAGCUGACCAGUGUUCAAAGAGUGAUUUUCAGCAGUCUAACCCACAGUCAUCUUCCAGGCCUGUCUGGGGGUUCCUUAAAUCAACACUAAAACUGACAGAUCUGCCCUGUUUAUUUUGAGCUGCCUCGUUACAGCCCCACAUCGUCAGGUUCUACAGUCUCAUAUGAAGUGCCUCCACUGGGCUUAGUAUGGAGAAAAGCGUGAAUGGGUGUUUGAGUGUGUGUAUGUUUAGCUUGGGUACUUGCACACAGGUGUGCGCGCUUGGCAGCGGUGCACAAAGUUAAUUUCUGACGGGGGACCAAGCUACUUAGCAUAACUACUGAUACUGUGUCAUGGACUGAAGUCCUGAAGUGUGCCACGAUUCCUAGACUCUGUCAGGAUGUGUGAACUGUUUGCUGCUGACUCACUGACCAAAGUGACCAAGCGUCCCUCUCUGUAACCACCCGGCCGAAACGCCUCGGCAAGCUUGUUUUGGGAACUCGUUAUGUUCUGAUGAGCAACAGCCUGGUGACAUAAAGGAGAGCUGCUGCCCUCGUUUGGACGGUUAAAGAAAAUCUCGUCAAGUGAAAGUGUGAAGAUGUGAACCGAGCAUUAAAAAAAAAAAAAAAUCUAGAGCGAGUGCUUCCUGUCUGCACAGUAUCCAGGCAAGAUUCAGAUGUUGUCCUUAGCAGAACUGUGUACAAUUUCAGAAACAUGUCAGUAAGCACUGUAAGAAGCUAAUUUGCUGAAGCACACUGUAGCUCGCCUCGUCAGUUGACUCAGAUGGCAAUAUGUACUGGGGGCACAUGACCACUCUCUCUAGAUUUAUUUUCACUCCAAUGAACAUGAUUGUCUUUGGUUAUCAAAGACUUACAGUGUUGUGAACGGUGGUGGAGGGGGGCAUACUUUCUCUACUUUGUGAAAAUGUGAUAUUCCAGUUUUGCCUAACCUUCAGGAAUAAAAUGUCUUGCACAAACAUUCCCCCUAACCAAAAUAAAGUUUUCAAACACAA